Messenger RNA from Coniophora puteana RWD-64-598 SS2, 2104 nucleotides. RefSeq names its product ADP ATP carrier receptor. Gene Ontology annotation, molecular function: protein binding. The transcript has 11 exons. Bases 56 to 1828 code for a protein of 590 amino acids. NCBI's taxonomy places the organism in Eukaryota, Fungi, Basidiomycota, Agaricomycetes, Boletales, Coniophoraceae. The record is from RefSeq and is a predicted model, not a curated record.
CCAGUCCAGUUCGUCAAAGGCUCAGUCCUUGUACCCCUCACCGUCGCUGCUGGUCAUGUCCUCCUCAGAUUCCGCACCUUCAUUCACGGACCGCGUGUCCGAGUUCGUGUCGGAAAAUAGGCGUGCCGUUAUCAUUGGUGGUGCCGCAGCUGCUCUCGCGCUCGGAGGCGCGCUCUACUACGCUUCGACCUCCCGCCCUGGUGGCUCGGACGCGGAAAAGGGGAAGAAAUCGAAGAGGGGAAAGAGGAGAGGCGUCAAUGAUGCUGAUGGGCCUUUGCUGGAGGAGAAAAAAUCGCGUGUUGAGGAAGAGGAGGCUGACACUCAGCUAACGGAUGCCCAAAUUGAUGCCAUGCCCACUGACGAACGCAAAAAGCUCGCUGCCACGCUCAAGAGCAAGGGUAACAACUGCUACAAUGCUCGCAACUUUGCAAAGGCUGUCGACAUGUACACUCAGGCUAUCCGCGUCACUCCUACCCCCGAGCCCGUCUUCUUCAGCAACCGCGCAGCAUCGUUCAUGAACAUGGAUCCUCCCCGACUCGAGCAAGUCAUACAGGACUGCGACAGCGCUCUCUCCCUUGACAAGAACUACGUAAAGGCCUUGAAUCGUCGCGCGACUACUCUUGAACGUCUCAGCCGAUAUGAAGAGUCACUCCGUGACUUCACCGCCGCGACUAUUCUGAACAAGUUCCAGGACGAGGCAGCGGCACAGUCCGUGGAGCGGGUGCUGAAGAAGCUUUCGAGCGAGAAGGCAGCUGCUAUCAUGGGUUCUCGCGAGAGGAGACUCCCAUCCUUCACCUUCGUUUCUGCCUACUUUGCCGCUUUCCGUCCACGCCCCCUUCCUACUCUCCCCGAGGACCCUACUACAGGGGACAACACGCUUAUCAUGGCUCUCCAAGCUCUCGAGGCAUCGAACUAUCCUCACUCGGUCACCCUUGUUAACGAAGCCAUCGAACAAGGCAUCUCGUUUGACGCGGGUCGUGCCGAGGCCCUUAACCUCCGCGGUACCUUCAAGUUCCUCAUGGGUGAUGUCGACGGCGCCAAGGAAGACCUCAGCGAGUCCAUCAAGCUCGUCCCCUCGUACACUCAGAGCUGGGUCAAGAUUGCAAGCGUUCACAUGGAACAGGGUGAUAACAAGACGGCGUUCGAUUGCUUCGAGGAGGCGAUCAAGCAUAACCCUGACGACGCUGACAUUUACUACCACCGUGGCCAAGUAUUGUUCAUCACCAACGAGUUCGAGCAGGCGGCGGAAAACUACACCAAGUCGACGUCGCUCGAGUCAAACUUUGUUUUCAGCCAUAUCCAACUCGCCGUCGCUCAGUACAAGAUGGGCAACGUCGGCAAGGCUAUGGCUACCUUCCGUUCGACGCUCACCGCCUUCCCCCAGCGCAGCGAGCCCCAGAACUACUAUGGCGAGCUUUUGCUUGAUCAGCAACGCUUCAAAGAAGCCAUCGAGAAGUUCGACCGCGCUAUCGAGCUCGAGCGUGCCAAGCCACCACCGAUGAACGUCCUCGCGCUCGUCAACAAGGGUCUCGCCGUCUUCCAGUCGACGCAGGACAUCGCCGCCGCCGAGGCGUGCUGCGUCGAGGCGCUCGAGAUCGACCCCGAGUGCGAACCCGCGGUGGCGACGCUCGCGCAGCUCAGCCUGCAGCAGAGCCGGAUUGACCGCGCGAUCGAGAUGUUCGCGCGCCAGACCGAGCUUGCGCGGAGCGAGAUCGAGCUCGUCAACGCGAUCACGUACCAGUACGCGUCGCGCGCGCAGCUCGACUUCGUAGAGAACUACCCCGAGAUGGCAAGCCAGCUCGCGGCGAUGUCGCGGGGGAUGAUGUAAAAGCUACACAUUUUUAUGUCGAACAAUCUCAAGCGUGAGUUGCGGGUGAGGACACGGAGGGAGGGUGGAGGUAUCGAACCAUCUCACAUAGGACGUUCUUAUAUUAUGCGCAAGACUGCAUCUCAUGCCACUAGGCGCUCGGCGUUGUUUCUUUUCCUGCUUUCCUUCUUUUGCUUAUAGUACACUUUUAAUUCUUACCUCUGUUGCUGCACGCUGUUUAUGCUUAUGCCAGCAAUAAACUACACAACACUGCUCAUUUAUGAAUCAAUGAUUAUG